AUGCCUCCUCUCAUACAUGAGCUCAGCACCGGCUGGUUCUUCAAGCAAAAGAAUGACGCUUCGGGUAAUCCAUGGCUUCCCGUCGCCAAAGUGCCUAGCGAAGUCCAUGUCGACCUCCUAGCCAACAAGAAAAUCCCCGACCCGUUUCUGGACAUGAACGAGCUCGCAGUCCAAUGGGUCGCAGAAAAGGACUGGGUCUACCGCGUCGAGUUCCCGACACCGGCCAGUGUCCCUCCAAAUGCCGUCACGGAUCUCGUCUUCAAGGGCCUCGACACAUUCGCCACCGUCACGCUCAACGGCGCCGAGAUCCUCAGAUCAGACAACAUGUUCCUCGAGCACCGCGUCAACGUCUUGGACCUCCUCCUCACAACAGACGGCAACAACGUCUUGGAAGUGGACUUCGCCUCGGCCCUGCUCCGCGGGAGGGAGCUGGUCGAGACGCACGCGCACCAGCACCGCUUCAUCGCCCGCCAGACGGAACAGGGACGCAUCCCCGUGAGAAAGGCGCAGUACCACUGGGGCUGGGACUGGGGCCCGAUCCUCGUUACCGCGGGCGUGUGGAAACCCGUGUUUCUGGAGACGUACACCGCUCGCGUCGACGACGUAUGGGUCAAGAGCGAAGUGAGUGCCGACCUGGCUGUUGUUUCGGGCCAGAUUGUCGCAAAGACGCAGGGCCGCGGGGCUGGGAAGCUAGUCGUGACAUUCACCCUCGACGGGAAUAGUGUGCUGGAGAAGGAGCUCGCCGUUGACGAGAACGGCACGGCGCAGACGGAGUUCCUGCUGGAAAACCCGUCCCUAUGGUAUCCCUUCACCUACGGCCCUCAAUCGCUGUACACCAUCACUACAACGCUCCUCCACCCCGACGGCAGCGUCCUCGACAGCGUGACCAAGAAGACGGGCUUCCGCCGCGCGGAGCUAGUCCAGGAAUCCGACGACCUGGGCAAGUCAUUCUAUUUCCGCAUCAACAAUGUCGACGUCUUCGCGGGAGGUUCCUGCUGGAUUCCCGGCGACAGCUUCCUCUCGACCAUCACACCCGAGCGCUACCGCGACUGGGCGCGCCUGCUCGUCGAAUCGAACCAGGUGAUGCUUCGCAUAUGGGGCGGCGGGGUGUACGAGGCGACGACCUUCUUGGAGGCGUGCGACGAGAUGGGCGUGCUGGUCUGGCAUGAUUUCUGCUUCGCUUGCGGGAGCUACCCGACGUAUCCAUCGUUUUUGGCGACCGUGGAGGAGGAGGCGAGGCAGAAUCUGAGGCGGUUGAGGGGCCACCCGUCGAUUGUCAUCUGGGCUGGGAAUAAUGAGGAUUACCAGGUCCAGGAGCGGUAUAAACUUGACUAUCGGUAUGACGAGGACAAAGACCCCGAGUCUUGGCUCAAGUCGAGUUUCCCUGCGCGGUACAUUUAUGAGCAUCUCCUGCCCAAGAUCGUGCAGGAGGAGAGCCCUCAUACGGUGUACCAUCCGAGCAGUCCAUGGGGCGACGGGAAGCCAACCGCGGACCCGACUGUCGGAGAUAUUCACCAGUGGAACAUCUGGCACGGCGCAAUGAACAAAUACCAAGACGCCUCGCAACUCACAGGCCGCUUCAUCAGCGAGUUCGGCCAAGAAGGCUACCCGCACCUCUCCACGACCAACGCCAUGCUCACGGCCCCCUCGCAGCGCCGGCCGGGCAGCAUGGCGAUGGACUUCCGCAACAAGGCCUACGACCACGAGCGGCGGAUGAUGACGUACGUCGUCGAGAACCUGUCCGUCAGGUACGACAUCGGGUGGUUCACGUACCUCACGCAGCUGAUGCAGGCCGAGACCAUGUCGUUCGCGUACAAGGCGUGGCGGCGCGACUGGGGACGGCCCGGGAGGAGAGGGUGCGGGGGCGUGCUGGUGUGGCAGCUGAACGACUGCUGGCCGACCGUGUCGUGGGCCGUGGUCGACUACUGGCUUGUGAGGAAGCCUGCGUUCUAUGCGAUCGGGAGGGCGUUGAGGGGGUUGGAUGUUUGCGUUGGGAGGAGGGUUGAUGAGUGGACUAAGUGCCACGCUGAUCCGACUCUCGGGGCUCGGGGGGCGGAGUUUGAGGUUUGGGUUGCGAGUUGUAAGACGGUGGAGGUUGAGGGUGUUGUUGUGGUUAGGUUUGUCUCCAUAGACUCUGGGCAAGAGGUCAAGGAGAAGGUUGAGAGGAGAGUCAUGAUUGCUGCGAAUGGGACCACGGAGGUUUUCGAGAAGACGAAGAUUGAGGCUCUAAAGAGGGAGUUUGAGGAUGAGAGGACGCCAUUCGAUCCCGCGAUGGAUGUGCCGUUCGUCAUCUACGCAACCCUCGAGGUGGAUGGGCAGAUUGUCGCCGAGGACUUUGCGUGGCCCCAGCCGUUGAAGUAUCUCGAGUUUUCGGAUCGCAAAGUCAAGGUCACUGCGAAGGGCGAUAAGCUGUUGGUGUCUGCAGAACGGCCCGUAAAAGGGUUCAUUAUUCAGGAGGAAAGGGGCAUGAAACUGAGUGACAAUGGCUUCGAUCUCGCGCCUGGCGUGGAAAAGGUUGUCGAGGUCAAAGGGAUCGAGUUUGAGAAGUUGCGGUGGACGUAUCUAGGAGCACCGAAGUCUUCGAUCGGUUUAUCGGAAUAG
Messenger RNA from Colletotrichum karsti, 2601 nucleotides. Its product is annotated as glycosyl hydrolase family 2. Lineage: Eukaryota; Fungi; Ascomycota; Sordariomycetes; Glomerellales; Glomerellaceae. The coding region runs from base 1 to 2601 and encodes 866 amino acids. Gene Ontology annotation, molecular function: beta-mannosidase activity. Gene Ontology annotation, biological process: glycoprotein catabolic process; carbohydrate metabolic process. The record is from RefSeq and is a predicted model, not a curated record. The transcript is spliced from 3 exons.